Hippocampus comes (tiger tail seahorse) is the source of this 3087-nucleotide messenger RNA. It is a transcript of the gene amd1, whose product is annotated as adenosylmethionine decarboxylase 1. The coding region runs from base 236 to 1327 and encodes 363 amino acids. Gene Ontology annotation, cellular component: cytosol. Gene Ontology annotation, biological process: spermidine biosynthetic process; spermine biosynthetic process. Gene Ontology annotation, molecular function: adenosylmethionine decarboxylase activity. Lineage: Eukaryota; Metazoa; Chordata; Actinopteri; Syngnathiformes; Syngnathidae. The record is from RefSeq and is a predicted model, not a curated record. The transcript is spliced from 8 exons.
AGCUCGCAGUCGUCGUACAGGGCUGUGCACAGUAUGGCCGGCGAUAUUAGCUAGCACUCGCUAACGGUAUUCUCUGCAAAAGGGAAGACGGUAACUGAAGAAAAAUCAUCAUCGUUUGGAUUGUUUAACGGACUGUACACCUAUAAGUUAUCAUCUUAUUGAAUACGGAUUAAUUAAGACAAAACGUUAUAACCGACGUUAUUAUUUUUUUUUUUUUGCGCCCGUCUGUUGUCUCAUGAUGGAAGAUAACGGUGCACAUUUCUUCGAGGGGACCGAGAAACUGUUAGAGUUGUGGUUCUCCCGGCAGGAUGAGACCAAAGGAACCGGGGACCUGCGAACCAUCCCAAGGUUUGAGUGGGACAAACUUUUGGAGAAUGUGCACUGUUUGAUCAUAAGUGUGACAAAGACCGACAAGCAGGAAGCUUAUAUACUCAGUGAGAGUAGCAUGUUUGUCUCCAAGAGACGUUUCAUUUUGAAAACAUGUGGAACCACCCUCUUACUGCAAGCACUGGUGCCUCUGCUGGAACUCGCCAGGGAGUACUGCGGUUUCGAUGCCAUCGAGGUGAGCCGCAGACUCUCCGGCGCCGGCACUCGCCGAUCUCCUUUCGUUUUGUGUGUUCUGAUCGGUGUGUUUGCGUUGCAGAAUUUCUUCUACUCCCGCAAGAAUUUUAUGAAGCCGACCCAUCAAGAGUUCCCUCAUCGCAACUUCCAAGAGGAAGUAGAUUUUCUCGGCCAGAUUUUCCCAAAUGGUGCAGCCUACUGCAUGGGACGUUUGAACUCUGACUGCUGGUAUCUGUUUACUCUGGACUUGCCGGAGUACUGGGAGAACAAGUAUGCGGAUCAGACACUGGAAGUUCUGAUGAGUGACCUUGAUCCAGCCAUUAUGGACCAGUUCUAUAUGAAAGACGGUGUUUCUGCAAGUGAAGUCACUCGUAUGAGUGGAAUUUGUGACCUGAUACCAGGUUCUGUGAUAGAUGCCACCAUGUUCAACCCGUGUGGGUACUCAAUGAACGGAAUGAAGACUGACGGGACCUACUGGACCAUUCACAUCACCCCGGAGCCAGAUUUCUCCUAUGUUAGCUUCGAGACGAACCUCUCCCAGACAUCGUACGAUGAACUUGUCCGGAAGGUGGUGGAUGUGUUCAAGCCGGGAAAAUUUGUGACAACGCUGUUUGUCAAUCAGAGCUCGAAAUGUCGCAGCGUCUUCUCCUCUACUCAAAAACUCGACGGGUUCAAGCGCCUCGACCGCCAGCUGGCUCAGUUCAACGAUUACAAUUUUGUGUUCACGAGCUACGCCAAGAACUGCCAGCAGAAUCAGAAGAGCUGAGGGCGGGAGAUGAAGAAGAGGCGCAAAAAAGGCGGCCGCUCGGGGUCCCUUCCCGGUGGCCGCCUCCCAAUAGAAACCUUCUCGUCGUCCUCAUCCCGCCUACUUCCUCCCACCUGCGUCUCCCUUCGUCACGACUCCCCCGGCGGCGACAAGCUCGGCUUAACCUCCAGUUGGAGUUGUUUGCGUUGUUGUAUCUGUGACUUAGACUUCUUGCAUGAAAGCUCUUUUCUCUGUUUCGAUAUGCUAGCACACUCUUGCUGUGAUCUUGAAGUGCAUGCGGAGGAAUCAAACGCACUCCAUGUGAGGCUUUCCACCUGCGAGCGGUCCAAAGGGCCCUACCUGCAGGUCUCCUCCCUCAUCCCCCACAGACAGGGCUUCCGGCCGCAUUAAGUCCACGCCCCUGACAUGCUCAGAUGAGUCUUCCUUCAUUCAGUCGUUCAUACGACCCACCGUUUGCGUUCCGAUGCGAGGAUCAUACAUAAAGGAGUGCACUUUAGAGCAACUUGUUUUGUUUAACCCAUGAUAUGAAAAUGAAAGCUGGCCUUUGAUCUCUCUGAAUGUACGAAUUGUAUUAAGCCAUGACAAUUUCAAUAAUCAUCAUGAAAUAUCAAGUUGUCAUCACUUUGAUUAUCCAAAUUCAAAUAAAGCGUACAAACCACAAAAUUGCAGCAUUUAACUCAUGGCCAGUGAAGAGAACCUUUUUUUUUAAUAUAAACACCAUACUGUAUCUACAGGAAGCAUUUAGCUUCCUGUCAUAUUGGUUUCUCAUUCACGUGGAAAAGGAAUGUAGCCCGGGCUGCUGACGCCGUCUCGCCCACGUCAUCUUUCGAAUGUACACGUCUUGUCGAGAAAAGCCUGGUGCACUUUUGAGUUGAAUGUAUGACUUCAGGCCUGCGCAUACUGCCGCUGCCCCCCCCCCCCACACCCCCCACUUUCCCGUGCGUCGUGCACAAUGCCCUCUGCCGACUGUCUAUUGUCCCUUUCCCAGCAAGGUCUUACCUUGCCGGCCAGCCAGACCAGUCAGUGGGCCCCAGAAUUCGAAGGGAGGUGAGCUGGCAUGGCAUCAUGAAUCAGAAACUUUUUGCUUGCCCAGCAAAGCAUUUUCUCCCCUUAACAAUAUCCAUCCCCUCUGUCUCUUUCCGCCCCAUACAAAAAUGUGUAAGCGUACAAUCGAGGCCCAGUAGUCUGAGCAUGCCAGGGUCAUCCCGGAUCAUUCCACGUCCAACCACUGCACCAUCUGCCAUUUUAUGUCGUUACUCGUGCCCAGACUUUUUUUUUUUUUUUUUUGCUGUGAAUUGGGCUUGCACACUUUUUGUUUGCAUCAAUGCCCUUUUGUUAAACUUUGGGCUCUGGGGUUGAGGGGGGGGGGCAUAUCAACCAGCGGUCCGUGUAACUAGAGAUCGAGUGCUAGACUAUGUGGUGCAGCCCCACCAGUUUGCCCCCGUUUUGCCAGCAGCCCCGUACUUCCCGCCGCACGCUCACCAUCCAAGUCUUCCUUUUAGCUUGAGCUCAGUGCAGGUAGCUUCUCACCACCUGCUGCGGGGGCUUUUUUCAAUUGAGAAGGUGGAGACGAUACAAUUUCAGAGGAAGGAUUGACCCGCAAGCACCACUCUGCUCUUGUAUCGCGCAUGAAUGAUCUGGCACUUGGUAUAGUUUUUUUUUGCUGGUUUGUCUGUCAUGGCCUUUUGGAGUGGUUUCAUUAUUAACUCAAGGACCAACAUCUGCACUACUUGACCGCCUCAGCUCGGCAGACCCGCCGC